AUGGAUGCUAAAAGGACUGCGCGUCACUUAGAAUUUGUUAGCAAUCUAACUGGAGGCACCAUUUUCGAAUUAAUUUGUCUUCUGGUGCUUCCGCUGGCUCUCGGAUUCUCACGCGUCCUCAUCGGCCAUCUCCAUCCAAGAGUGACUUCCAAACUUUCGUGAGUUCUUUUGCAAAGCUGUUCCUGGAAUUUGAUUUUCCAUCAAGGCUCUAAAUUUCCUGUACGUACAACGAUAAUGCGUCAAGGUUUCAUUAAGCGGUUCGAAACGCCCCUCUCUGUAGGCCUCUCGUGUGGGACUUUCUGCUGGUUAUUGCGGUCUUCGUCCUGCCUGUCACUCUGCUCUCCGAAUACAUCAUCGAGAUAACUGUGAUCGCCUGCACAACAGCUAUCCUCCUCUACUGCUACGCUCGAAAUCGACAGCUUCCACCACCUCUUUCCGAGCCUCUCUACGUUUGGCGCCGAGUCCUCCGAGCCUAUAUACUGCUCUUCACCUGCGUAUGCAUCUAUGCUGUGGACUUCCCCUUGUUUCCACGUCGUUUUGCUAAAACAGAGGCGUAUGGUGUCUCAUUGAUGGACAUAGGCGUGGGUCUGAUCUCACUCUACUGUGGUCUCUCUAAUGUGCAAUUCGUGUACUUCCUCCGUUCCGCGCGACCAUACUCCUCCAUUUCACCUGUACUCAGAUCCACCUUCCUUCUGGUCCUUUUAGGCGCCUCGCGCACCCUAGUAAUCAAACUGCUAGGUUUUCCGGAACAUGUAACAGAGUACGGCGUGCACUGGAACUUCUUCGUCACCCUGGCUGUUCUGCGUGUAAGUGUGGUCUGUCAUUUAACUGACAUGUUUGACAGCUUGAACUACAAUAUAGCGGACGAUUGUUCCGAGUUACUGGUGCAACAGAUUUCAUUUUCACAGUAUUAGAAUACAUGGCUGUCCUUUCGAUAAUGCAUUGCCUAACAGCAAUUUGUAUUUCUCCACGCAUUCUUUUUGAUGCUUGUUCAGUAGUUGCAUGUUCAACAGACUACUUUUCUGUGGCCUACGAAAAUGUUAUCUUAUUGUGCUCAUAGGUUAUUUGCAGGGCUACGCCUGUGUUUGCGUCGCAUAUGUCGUUCAAAGUGUUCCUUUUAAUUUAAGUAAACUUGCGGAUAUUCUGUGAACAAUCGUUAUGUUCUUUAUUCAAGGAAACUCGGUGUAAAAGAUACUCUUAAAACUUCCAGUGCACUGCUUGGCAUUCGGUAUUCUCCUUCAAGUUGGCCUUCUAUAUCGAAUAAUUUGCUGACUAUUAGUCACCAAUUGUCCGGCCAUUUGAGGAAACCUCGUACAAGUAGGCGCUAUGUUUGUCAACCGCAGCCAAGAAUGCACGUAGACAGGCCCUGGAGAGUGAGAGAGGCUGUUCUUACUUAUCGUCCGCAACUUUUAAGUCUUCCCUUGCUUACUACUCAGACUGCUCUACCCAUCUUUUCUUUCUACAGCUUGCCGGAUUUCUCGUAGGCAGCCAGUUGUCGCGCCUCUCCAACUUCGCCGCAAUGAAUGCCCUUUUUCUGCUCUCUAUAGCCUGUACUAUAGGUCAUCAAGCGGUGCUAUCCUCACUUGGACUGGAGCAAAGUCUCGCUCCAGACAGCAGCCUACUCAAGGAAGAGGCACGCCGGUCAUCACUGCUGCUUGCCAACGCCGAAGGUCUUGUUUCCUUACCUGGCUACUUUGCCCUUUUCCUCUGGGGCAUGCUGUUGAGCUUCGUGAUUGAUGUUCAUUUGACGGACGGUGUCAGCUCGGUAAAAUACAAGCUAUUGUGCGUGCAGGAGGAGGAGAAGUGGUUCGUUCAUGACUCUGAAUUUUAAUUUGGUUUUCAUUUGGUCCACAACGCGCAGUCAUUUUAUGCAACUAUAUUCCAUGUGUUCUCUGUUGACGGAGAACGCUGUCCCUUGUCUUUGUCGGUAAUGUCAUUCUGCCUAUAACAUGCGCCACAGUGCGGCUGCUGGUUGGACUUGAAAGAGAGCCCCAAAGUUUAGUGGGGCGACCGAGUUCUGUAGAGCAGUCGGUGAGCGUCUCACUACCAUUGUGUAUACCCCAUCACUACCGACAGGACAACGAGCCUGUGACUCCGUUGUUAGAGGCUUCGGACUAUUAACCAACAGUUCGCAGGAUCGAACCCCAGGGGUUGUUCACCUCGGUACUGGGAAUGGCUGACUGACGACGGUUAAUAAGCCAGAAAUGGCCAUUCCAGUCUCCCUUGUUUCUGUCACUAAUGGACGCGACUGUUGGCAUAGUCCUGGCGCUCUGAAAGGGCUACGUGGCAGCGACAAAAAGAAACUGUUCUUGCUGUUUUCCUCAAGAACAGGAGAGUUCCGCUUCUUUUAGGCAUAGGACCGUGUUAUAUGACUGGAAGCGAUAGCUGUGAUUCCGUUCGAUUUUCUCUCCUUUCCAGCUCUCCCAGUAGUUUCUUCACUUUUCGGGCGUUUCACAACUUUUUGGCCCAUGAACGAUUCGACAGUUUUCGCCCUUGUGCCAUUGGUCCGAGUCCAUAUUAAGUUCCUGUGAAUAUAACCUUUGCUUUAGGCGAGGUCUGCCCCGCCGAGUAUCUCUUCUGCUCGCGUUAAUGGCCAUUGGAUUUCUUUCGGUCACUUAUUGGUAUGGAGAGGCUGCCACAUCUCGUCGUUUCGUCAAUUUGCCAUUUAUUUGUCUUCAGGUGGGCCCCCCUUCACUUUCUUUUAUUUGUCAGCUCUCAAACCAAUCGCCCUCCUCACUUCUUUUCUCUUUACACGGCUUAGGCGUUCAUCUCCUACGCUAUUGCGGCAUUCACACUUCUCUGUUUGUAUCGAGAUCCUGCAAGAAAAUCGUCAGUGAAAAAGGGUGAGUACUGUUUUGUCCAUGCAACGGCGUUCACUAUAAAUGAUUCAGCUGUGUCCUUGCCGCCAGUUCAACACAUCACAAAUAUUUGCCAUCCAUUUAAGUAGGUUGGGGGCGGAAUCCCGAGCGAAGUUGAGCCAGUUGGCCACGCAAACUGAGGACCGCAAGGCCAAAGGAGCGCUCACCACACCCACCCAUGUUUUUGAUCGGCGACCCCAACGUCGUCAUCAUCAUCAUCCGCGGUCGGGCUCAUGCGAAAUGAGAUCGUGGAUGAUUUCACCGUCGUGUCGGAGGGCACUCCAACCGAAGCAUGUCGUUGGCAAAUGAGGAAGGCGUAGUUGACCAAUUCGAUUCGUGUGCGGCUGUUCGUUAACGACGAGAAAUUCAGAGAAUGGGAAGCAAACAGUAUCGCGAUGGAACACGUGCAGGCGGGCGGAAUCUCCUGACCUUAGGGGCCAUGCCCCACAUCCACACAGAAAGUCCGUGCCGGCAGAGGCCUUGUAUACUCAUGGCUUUAAUUUCGGACAGAUCUCACACCGACUCCAGAGGUGUCGACGGAAUCAGACGAAAGGUCGCGCGCUCGCCUGAUUGGUCUGAUGACCGUCUCGACCUGUUAAUCGGCCUACUCAACAGAAAUCUCCACCCAGGUUAGCUGGAUUUGUCCACUAUGCCAAGAAUUCCAUCAUCUGUCGUGACCGGAUUGGUAUCUUUGAUCGCAAAACCCUGACGUGAAGGCGUAGGUAACAUCGGAGAAGUCACACUUCUACCCAUUCAAGCGGACUUAGAAGCUUAUUCCGUGGUAGCGGACUUGGAUCAAAUGAAGCAAGUUCACUUGGAUGCCAUCGCGUACAAGGAUCAACUUCAACGGGACCCGGUAGACGCAAAAUCCGCGAAAGAGAUGGUCUAUUGACAGCAUUUCCGGUGUUCGAGGGUUCAAAAGAGAGGAUAAUGCUGGUCUGCGCACUUCUCCCCGGCUGGAAACCCCACUCAUUCUCUUUUGUCCACACAUCGCAGUAUAAGUGGAAGCCCUUCAGAAGGAACAGGAAGAGGAGAAGAUAAACUGAACACUUAAAGAUACGCCACAGUCGUCCUCAAACAGUCAUCUGUCGCUCCUCCGGAAGGAUGUUGUUGCAAAAACAUCGCACCAGUCUGUGAGAACGCCUUCUGCUUCCCGCAUGCGCUGCAGGAUGCCGUUCAGUUAGUCUGUCGGUACGGUUGAACAGCAUUUCUGCUGGAUAACAGUUCUCAAUAGAUGCGCUGGGAUUCCUAAUUUUUACUAAUGCCAACACUGAUGCAUACCAUCAUCCCUUGGUUGUGCCGGAUAGAACCAAAGGCUGGUUGACCUUCCGAAUCCAGCCCAGCCUCCUUGUAUCUUCCCUGGCCUAGGCGAUUUAGUGAUCUCGCACAGUUUUGUAUUCCAAAGUUGGUUGCGGUCGUACCGUGCCGGGUGCUUGUUUAAACUACUCUGGUCCCCAUAGUUCGGACCAUCCCGAUUGCAAGCAGCCCUAGCGCUAUCAGCCAACCAGAUCGUCUCGGUGGGCAUCCAGUCCUUUAGAUGACCUCUAUUGUGACCUAACAGCCCCUGGGGUUGACUCUAGAGCCUGUUUCAUUUGAAGCUGAUUAACUUCGGCUAAAGUGGCCUCGUAGACUUUUGUCUGCGUCAAUGCAAUUAAGGGGUUUGGAGACAGCAGCAAGUUCCAUGAUACGCUCAGCGUUAUGUUUGUUUACAGGUCGUGCCUUUUCGACAGUACGUUUUCAGCGGCGUAGUCAGGAUCAUUUUCGUAUUGGCGGGAUACAUCGCGUGGCGGUGCAGCACUGGGCUAACCAAACGUGCUCUUGAAAACGUGUAGUCCAUUUGCCUAUCAUUGAACUACCAGUUGACUAGAUAUCUCCCAAGGCGUCGGAAUCAAACUCCUGUAACAUCUAAUGGUUCAUCGCAGCGAAAUUGACUGUCCUUCACCGUUAAUGCAGCAGUCUUCCAAGUACCCCCCCCCGCCCCCCUCCCCUGUUGCAUAUGAUGGCCUCCUGCAAAUCGCUCCACCACCGCGCGAGUCCCAGUCCGCAACAAUCUUUUCCAACCGUUUGGUAUUCGGUCUGGCGUUCGACAGGUUUGUUUCCUGUCGCCCAUUCUGUUCGACUACGCUAUUGACUGGAAUCUCGGGAGGACCCUACACGAAAGUGACGGUGUUGGAUUUGCAUCUGGACACCGACUGACUGAUCUCGACUAUGCCGAUGAUAUCGCCUUACUUGCUUCAAGUUUUGAUGAUCUGCAGUCAGUGGUGUCACGGGUGAACGGGGUCGCUAAAUCGUCGGUUUAUCCAUAAACGCUGGGAAGACUGAAGUGUUUUCAUUCCUGACCAGGUGGAGGCCCCUCCUGGGAUUGAUGGCUGACAAAUUGAAGCAGACAGUUUUAAAUACCUCGGGGCGAGGCUGCUGCCGAAUGGCCAGAGUAAAGAUGGCAUUGUCUCCCGCAUUGAUACUGCCCGACGGGUCUUCUCAAGCCUUAGAAAAUGCCGGUAGAUCUCACGCGACCUCUCCAUCGCCACUAAGAUUCGCGUGUACCGCGCGUCUGUCCUUUAUGGUUGUGAGUGCUGGGCUGUGCGCGUUGAAGACGAGCAAAAACUGAGGUAUUUGACCACCACUGCUUGAGGACCAUCCUUCGAGUGAACUACACCGAUUUCGUCUCAAAUGAAACAGUCCGCGCUCGCCGCGACGACAUCGCAUGGAUAAUCCAGGUUACCGAAGAAAGGCGACUGAGGUGGUUUGGGUAUGUUUUUCGUCGUCUACAUCAGAAGCUCGGUGUUACUGCGCUCGAUCCGGCACCGUUACCCCAUUGGAGGCGUCGAAGUGGAGUGGGUCAACUCAAAACCUCGCUCGGCACAGUUCUUUGGGGGCAUGGAGGUGGCUCUUGGACCUUCGGUAUUCGGUCUCCGUCGUUGGCGAAGAGAAUGCGUUGAACUAUCCAGGUCUGCUGCUGCCGCGGAUCGUCACGCUUGGAGAAGUUCAGUUCGCGACAUCAUCGAGGCUGGCUAGUUCAGGCAUGACCGCAGCCGUACCGAGUACAAGUACCUAUCGUCCAAAUCCAUCGUUUGGUCGUAGACCGCAACUGCACGAAGACAAACAAGGCCAGUCCUCGAGAAGACUUAUUGGUGACACCUUCGUAGUAGGAGUGUCAGCAUUCUUGGGCUCCAGCAACUUAACAAUGUGUGACCUAUACUGUGGCAAGUGUGCCUCGGAACGACAGGCACCGCCGAACGCUCGUCUAGUGAGGCUACGCGUCACCAGUUCUCACUUUGUAGCACAAUCCUUUCUUUGGAAAGGUCAUCUUACACACCUAUCACUCGGCCCAUUGUUAGAAGUCCAGACCCAUCAAUUGCCGCCGUGGCUGUCAUUUGCGGUUGAGGAACUCUCAUAAGAUAGAAACGCAGACGAGUUAGUGCAAGUCGGUCUCUCCUGGUCGUUGACCUGUUUUAUGGAUAUUGAUGCAGCCUGCCAGAAAUCGAAGGUACGACGGCUCUAUUUAACGACGGUUUGUGCUCUGCACGUUGCAGUGCCGCCCCCGGGUUUUUUAGAGCAGCCAAUCACCCGGUCCCAAUUCUCGCCCUCCCGCUUAGUCGCGAGCUCAAACAUCAAAAAAGCCCCACUAUCCGCUACUCGUGAGUGUGAUGCUUGGUCUGUAGCUGGGUUAACAGGUUUAUUCCAUCUUUCCGGUACAUACAUAUAUAACGUCCUUGUCCGGGUGGCUGGGCGUCCCUAUCUGUUGUUGAACUACCUUUUCCCAGCUACUUAAAUCGAAUAAGUAGACACGGCACGAAAAUGUAAUUCAGAGGGUACUUUUAUCGUGCCCUAGGCUUUGCAUGGUGUUCCACAUGUGCGGUUUCCGAAGUAAUGAACCCAACAUUUCCUCUUACCUAGAUUACAUUCAUUCUACUAUGAUUUGUACUUUUGUUUUCUAUCUCUGUGCUGUUCUCUUCCUGCACCUGUCUACCAAGCCUCCAGCGCGCCUCCUUCAUUCUUGCUGUAUCAUUUAAGCCAUUAUCACCUCCCUGGCUACUAUUUUCUCGGUCGUCGACCGUUGAAAGUUGCCACCAUCAGCUCCCAACCACGUAAGAAGUCUGCAGUCUUUUAGUGGGACUAGCCUACCAGCGAAUGAUAAUUCAGAGUAGUAAAAAUUGUUGUCAACACGCAAGAGACGGUUGUCGAAAGAGCGGGGUUUCGGUCCACCGGUAGUCUAUGUGUACGCCUAACCUUCUGCGUGUCCAGCGCUUCCAUCUUCAACAGAAUGGUUUCCGCUGAAGCCUAGCUGUAGAUUCUACAUUACGGAGCGACAGCGAUAGUGCUGAGACGAGGGUGUGGGGGCGUUCUUGUUUUAACUGCCUUUGUCUUAUGUAAUGUAGAGGCUCUGACGGGACGAAGAAGCUUGAAACAGAAGGUUGCAUGUAGAUAGGAACACAGUUGUACCACAGGUUCGUUCACUUGCCAUUUUCAAAAUGAAUAGACAAAGGUGGGUGGAUAUGGGUCGUCUGCGUCGAAACGAUCAAGAUCGUGCCUACUUCUAAGCGUACCACGCACGCGCCGGAACUUAACUUCAGCCGACGCUGUCUGAGGUUUUCCACCGCGGAGGGUUGUUAUAAAGACCACCUUUAGGAGUAGCCAUAGUGGCCUUGUCGUCAAUCUCUAGUGGAACCAAGUUUGCCGCGAAUUUUGACAUCUUCCAGGAGUUUGAGUGCGCGUUAAAUUUCGUAGCGACGAAGACCGCAACUGGUCUGAGAACGCAGUGACGACUUGGACAUAAAGUUAUCUAAAAUGAGGGGGAUUCUUGCAGCAUCUGCUUCAUCCCAAGUUCUUACACUUGCCAUUUUAUAAAUGAAUAGACAAAGACGGGUGGCUAUGGGUUGGGAGCGCAUAAACGGUUAAAAUUUUUGCCCCACUUGACGCGUGCCACGUACGAGCCUGGGUUUGACGCGGUCUCCGGUUUUCCCACGGCGAUGGGUUUGGUACAAAGACUGCAUUUAGAAUGAGCUAUUGUUUCUUCAUCCUCAAUUCCUAAGGGAACCAAGCUAGCCACGAAUUUCAGCGCCUCCUAAGAGUUUGAGUGCGCGUCGACUUUUGUAGAAAGCAAUGUUUGCACUGACUCCUUACCGGAUCAUCUGCGCACUCGUCUUGCAUCAGUCGCUAGUCUGCGUAAAAUCGCCGGCAGCUGAGACCGGGCACAGCGAAUAACAUGCCGUGAAGGUUGCAUCUAGCGCCUACAUCUCAAAUUCACUGCGUCCCUUAAGGGCUAAAAUGCAUCAUAGGCUUGUCGUGCGCGACUGCGCAACUGGUCCGGGAGGAGGGGGGGCAGGUUAUCAACGAAUAACUCGAUAGAUGAAUGCCCUAGCCACUGAAGGCGUAAUGCUUGGGCCCUCUUUUUUGUUACCUCAGUUAAGUGCUGCGUCGCCUAAAGGGCUAAAAUGCGUCACAGGCUUGUUUGACAUUGGUUUGAGUCAUGCGUGACAGUGCAUCUAGUUAGGGGGUGGGGGAAUGUAAUAGAUGAAUUAAUCAAUAAGCGAACACCGUAGUUCCCGAAAGCAUAAUGCCUGAGCCCUCUUUUCCGGUUACCUCAAUUAAGUGUUGCAGGCUUUGUAUCCUAUUAAAACUGCGAGUCCAUUGCCACAUCUCACCUCUUAUUUCUGCAUUUUAGACCUGAUGCCGCUAAUAACCAUAGUCUCCGGGAACUCCAUGCUUUACUUCCUUGUCUCAAACAUCAUGACGGGUUCGCUGAACCUCCUGAUCGACACGCUGGAGCUGGGAGAUAUGCGCCCAGUCUGGUUGAGCAACGCCUGUCAGUUCUGCCUCCUGACUGCCUAUGUGAUCAUCUCCCCUCUGGCAACGGGCUUCCUUCGUCGUCGAGUCUUGGACGUCUACUUUUAGACCGUCCGCAUGCUAUUUGAGCUCUAGCGCCUUGUUGGUUUAGUCGUUAAGGCCUUUCUUUCCCCGUGUUUUUUGAGCAGUGGGAAAUGCAAGCUUGUGACUUCUGUCCGGUCGUCCCCCAACCUCCGGAGAAAGUAGACGAACCGUACGUUGGUGUCAGCAGAUUGCGUCCCCUUCAUGAGUCUUUCUCGCCCACGAUGCACACUUUCGCCGUCAGUACGGUCUUCCUCCUGUCUGUGAUUCCAAUGACUUCUAGGUUUGCUUCCGUAGUUUGUUUUGUUACCUUUUUGAAGUUGAACAAUAAAAAAGAUAGGUCGAACGUUUUUCGUUUUUCUUCUGCUUCACUUUUUGGCAAGCUGUUGAGCAUGAGUUGUUUGCUGCACAAAUGGUGAAGAUGGUUCUACCAAUUGAAGUGUUUGUAUGCGUACUUGUGUUAUGGCACGCUUGUGGUGGCACUGUUUGUUGCUGGCAGAUCUGGUGUCUGGUCCGAUAUGAUCCACGUCAAGGUUUCUCGUUGUGUGAGUAUCUACCAAGACACCUUCCACACUACCUCUUAUGGUAAGAAUCUCGAAAACAGAAGGCAGGCAGAUUGAGUGGUUGCACUCGUUGGUUUUUGCUUUCCAUGCGGAACAGGCUGGAUUUAUUGAAUAGGCCAUCUGGAUUGGUUGUAAAGCUGACUAGUUCGCAUUCCUUUAUAGGCAACUUACCCAUUUGUGGAGCGAACUGUUGGAUUGAGGUUGGGUGCAUAAGUCCAGUCUCGUCAAGCAUCCAGACCCCUGCGUUCCUUCUGGCCUUGGCGUUCCAUCUUCUUUCGACGACACAGGCUGCUCUCAGCGAAACUUUCAGAAAUAACAUCGAUCAAAUCACAAGCGAUUUUGACAUGUGGCGCAAGCGCAUCUUGUCCUUAGUCAUCCCUUACAUCCCUGUUGACCUGAAACACUAUUUUCCCGGCUGGUUGUCUUCAGUACACAUGAAGUGGCUACUAUCAAAUAUUAAUAGGCAGUCUCGUAUGCAUCUUUAUUAUAGAGGGAGUCGUAACACGACACCACCGCAUCCCCAUCCUCUGAGAUGAAGGCCACAUUGCCCGAGAACGACAUGGCCACGGAUGGAGAGAAGAAUCCAGAUCGCCUCCUCCACUGGAGGAAAACACCAACAACACCGGGGAUCACCGCGGAACGUAUGGUCGCGGUGACGAUGACAACAUUGCCCUCCCGCCUUCGGUGAUCACAGCUCCCGAACCCGACAAGAGUGCCGGCAACAGUUACUCAGAACUGUCGAAAAAGGAACGGAAGAAAAGAGGUUUGUCAUCCAAAUACACUGUUUACUAUUCGUUUUCGCGCGUAUCGAAGGGGGAGCGGCCAUUUUCCUUGAAAUGCCUGCUUUUCAUGAUUAUUUAUUGUUCUCGAUGUCUUGCAGAGACCCUUGGUCUGGAAUUCGUUAGGCGGUAUCGGCCACACCUUGGUGAGUCGCUGUCCUCCUGCUGUCAUACCACCUUCAUUGCCUUCUUUUUCCCUUCUUUCACCUGA
Messenger RNA from Spirometra erinaceieuropaei, 10279 nucleotides. Lineage: Eukaryota; Metazoa; Platyhelminthes; Cestoda; Diphyllobothriidea; Diphyllobothriidae. The record is from the annotation of a GenBank genome assembly.